UGGGGUCAGAGAUGGGGAGGAAGGGGACAGUUGCGGGGGUGCCGGUGAGUGACUGGGGAUGGGGCCAGGGACGGGGACAGGGGGUGGCGGGGCCCAUCCCGCCUCCAUGGGGCCACAGCGGGGUUGUGUUGGGGACCGCCCUGUCCCCAGGUGCGUGCAGGGUGGCACCACGGCCAUCCCGGGUGCCUUCGGCUGCGGCAAGACGGUCAUCUCGCAGUCCCUGUCCAAGUACUCCAACAGCGACAUCAUCGUCUACGUGGGCUGCGGCGAGCGGGGCAACGAGAUGUCCGAGGUGCUGCGGGACUUCCCUGAGCUGACCAUGGAGGUGGACGGCAGGACGGAGAGCAUCAUGAAGCGCACCACGCUGGUGGCCAACACCUCCAACAUGCCGGUGGCCGCCCGCGAGGCCUCCAUCUACACCGGCAUCACGCUGUCCGAGUACUUCCGCGACAUGGGCCGCCACGUCAGCAUGAUGGCCGACUCCACCUCACGCUGGGCCGAGGCGCUGCGCGAGAUCUCGGGGCGCCUGGCCGAGAUGCCGGCGGACAGCGGGUACCCCGCGUACCUGGGCGCCCGCCUGGCUUCCUUCUACGAGCGCGCGGGGCGGGCGCGCUGCCUGGGCUCCCCCGGUCGCGAGGGCAGCGUCAGCAUCGUCGGCGCCGUGUCCCCACCCGGAGGGGACUUCUCGGACCCCGUCACCUCGGCCACGCUGGGCAUCGUGCAGGUGUUCUGGGGGCUGGACAAGAAGCUGGCGCAGCGCAAGCACUUCCCCUCCGUCAACUGGCUGAUCAGCUACAGCAAGUACCUGCGGGCGCUGGAGCCCCACUACGAGCGGCUGCACCCCGACUUCCCCACCCUGCGCACCCGCGCCAAGGAGAUCCUGCAGGAGGAGGAGGACCUGGCCGAGAUCGUGCAGCUCGUGGGCAAGGCGUCCCUCGCCGAGGCCGACAAGGUGACGCUGGAGGUGGCGAAGCUCCUCAAGGACGACUUCCUGCAGCAGAACGGCUACUCGUCCUACGACAGGUUUUGCCCCUUCUACAAGACGGUGGGGAUGCUGCACAACAUGAUCACCUUCUACGACCUGGCGCGGCACGCCGUGGAGGCCACCGGCGCGGGCGAGCGCCGCGUCACCUGGGCCACCAUCCGCGAGAACCUGGGGGACAUCCUCUACAAGCUGAGCGCCAUGAAGUUCAAG
Messenger RNA from Oxyura jamaicensis (ruddy duck), 1195 nucleotides. RefSeq names its product V-type proton ATPase catalytic subunit A-like. The annotation marks the transcript as partial. NCBI's taxonomy places the organism in Eukaryota, Metazoa, Chordata, Aves, Anseriformes, Anatidae. Gene Ontology annotation, biological process: ATP metabolic process; proton transmembrane transport. Gene Ontology annotation, molecular function: ATP binding; proton-transporting ATPase activity, rotational mechanism. Gene Ontology annotation, cellular component: lysosomal membrane. The record is from RefSeq and is a predicted model, not a curated record. The transcript has 8 exons.